GCAGUGACUGGCUGCAUUGUAGAACGUUCAUGUCUUGCGUUUGAUGGUUUUUUAUUUAGAAAAUGUAUUAUAUUGUAUCUCUAUAUAUUCAUCUAUUCUAGCUCCUGCAAACAUUAUUUUCUGUAUGCGCUUUAACGUUACUUCCUGUGUGCUCUAAGCCCCCGGAUAUCCCCUAUCGAUCGCAUUGAGAACUUAAUCUACUUGUUGUAACUGGGGGGGUGCAAACUUAUUGAUAGGUAACGAUUAUCACGAUGUAUAAAGACAUGUGAAACAGUUCUCCGAGAUUUCCUAACAUUGUUUCGAACAUGCCUGUUGUCAGAGAAGCUGCGGUCGUGGGUCUUGCUCUUGCAGUAACCGGAGGAGUUGCGUAUGUCAUCUGGACUUAUGCGUCUUCGGGGGAAAAGCCAAAGCAAGAACCAGAGAAAAUAGGAAAGCAGACUAGGAAAAAAACUGCACAAAAAGCACCAGAAGCCGCACAGCAAACACCAACAAUCGUAACAGAGACAAAGGCCACGGGAAAGCAAGUCCUGGUGCUUGGCCUCGAAGGGGCAGGGAAGACCAGCUUGCUUCACUGCUUUGCCUCGGGGAGUCUGGAGCAGGAUGUGACCCCAACACAGGGGUUCAAUGCCGUCUCCAUCAAUAGAGAGGACCUGCAGAUUGAGUUCCUAGAAAUUGGUGGCACAGAGAAUCUGCAGCCCUAUUGGAAGAGGUACAUGUGCAAGGCUAUGGUGCUCGUAUUUGUGGUGGACUCUUCCAACGCCGCCCAGUUCCCUUUGGCUAAGAAGCAUCUCCACGAGCUGCUCGAAACCGACCUCUACCUUCCCUUAGUGGUACUAGCCAACAAGCAGGAUAACCAGGGGGCCUGCAGUAUCACAACACUCCAUGAAGCCCUGUCCCUGGAGGAGGUGGGGGACCAGCGCAAGCUCUUCCUCAUCGGCACCCAUGUAAGGAAGUGGGACACCGGGGUGAAUUCUGCUGUGCAGGACGCACGGGACCUGAUCAUUCAAAUGGUGCAGGAUGGUAGAUAGACUCACCAUCUAGUCAUCAGCUAUGAAUGUCCCACUGGCUGAGAGGUGAUAGGUUAGUUUAGUUUCACCCCCUCCUGGCUUGCCUUCAUUUGUUUUGAUAGCACUAGCUACAAUCUCUACUGACAGACUGCAUGAUAGUGAAAGGCCUCAUUCACAUCCAAAGAAGCCAUAAGCUGACAAGGUUCUUUUGGUCAAACUCAUUCACUGGCAAUUGCAUUAGCACAAAUGAACAAUAGCACAGAGUUUUAUCAUUUACUUGCCUCUGUAGUUUUUCACUCUCAGACACAAUAAUUCAAGGAUGGUCUCAACAUCCUUACCUAUAGGGAUUGAAUUGAUAAUGCUUUGUUGUUAUCAAAUAUUAUUCUCGUAGAGUUAUGUACAACUUGCAGAGCAUAAUGCAGGUUCAUUUUAGACAAAUGUCUGUUAGGUAGUAUGUUGAAGACCUUUUUGUUGUACAUGGGAUUAUUUUUGUUUAUAUUGCAUAGGAACGUGAUGUAUUGACUAUAUCGUCUUAAAGGGACCUUGCUUCAUAGUUAUAUUUUCUUAAAACCGAUGUGAUAUUUAAUUAAACAAAGCAAACUGAAUAA
Oncorhynchus keta (chum salmon) is the source of this 1615-nucleotide messenger RNA. RefSeq names its product ADP-ribosylation factor-like protein 9. The transcript has 4 exons. Lineage: Eukaryota; Metazoa; Chordata; Actinopteri; Salmoniformes; Salmonidae. Gene Ontology annotation, molecular function: GTP binding; GTPase activity. The record is from RefSeq and is a predicted model, not a curated record. Bases 306 to 1028 code for a protein of 240 amino acids.